Molecule: messenger RNA, 1218 nt
Organism: Oreochromis niloticus (Nile tilapia)
Lineage: Eukaryota; Metazoa; Chordata; Actinopteri; Cichliformes; Cichlidae
Product: gamma-crystallin M2
Exons: 3
Coding region: 588-1118 (176 amino acids)
Biological process (GO): visual perception; lens development in camera-type eye
Molecular function (GO): structural constituent of eye lens
Source: RefSeq, a predicted model, not a curated record
AAAACGGAUAUUUGGUAUCCCAUCUCUUUACAAUUACAUAUCAGAUUGUUUGCAGAGUUACUAAAACUGUCAAAUAAGUGUACCUGAAUACAAACUCCAAAGUGACACAAAGUAAAAGCACCUAAAUAUCACUUUGGUACUGAUAUUGACUUUACACUGAAGGUGCCUGGUCCCAUUUUCCUCGUACAAAUAAAACACACAAAUCCACAUUUUUCUUUUUUGGAAUUUCUGCAAAUGUUUAUAGAGGCUGAUUCAUUUUGUGAUGACCUCUGACAUUCUGCGAGCAAAGAUUAAUCUCCUUGAUGAGUGGAUAAAAUGUGUCUCUAAUGUCCAUAUCAAUAAAGAGGGCACAGUGGGUCAGUAAUUUGCCUGGUAGGACUUUUGCAUUGAUGAUUCAGGGAUUUUCGCUCUAUGCGCAGGAUCAAGACUCUUGGCAACGAUGCCAGUAUGUUAAAUCCCCACUCAUUGAAAAAACAGCUAAAGUGGGAUCUGCUAACCCUUUGAUUGAGGUUUAUAUAGCGGGGCUGUGGUGCCGCUUUGUGAGACCACCAUUUUUCCGUAGGUGACUGGCUCCAGCACACUGCAGGAUGAGUAGUAAGAUCAUAUUCUAUGAGGACAGAAACUUCCAGGGUCGCUCAUAUGAGUGCGACACCGACUGCCCUGACAUGCACCCCCACUUCAGCCGCUGCAACUCCAUCAAGGUGGAAAGUGGUUGCUGGGUGCUGUAUGAGAAGCCCAACUACACUGGCUACCAGUAUGUUCUGACCAGAGGCGAGUACCCAGACUACCAGCGCUGGAUGGGCUACAACGACACCAUCCGCUCCUGCCGUACCUUCUCCUAUACCAGCGAGGGGCCCUACCGCAUGCGCAUCUACGAGCGACCCAACUUCCAGGGUCAGAUGAUGGAGUUCAGUGAGGACUGCGAGUCGGUGCAGGAUCAUUUUCGGAGCCGUGACAUCUAUUCCUGCAAUGUCAUGGACGGCUACUGGACCCUCUACGAGCACCCAAACUACCGCGGCAGGCAGUACUUCAUGAAGCCCGGGGAGUACCGCAAGUUCAGUGACUGGGGGGCCACCUGCGCCACCACUGGCUCCUUCCGCAGAAUCACAGAGUUCUAAUCUGGAUCCAAUCGCUUUUACGCUAUAGAAAAACAAAACAAAAUAAAAAUGGUAAUGUGUCAGUGAUUGACUUGGCAUUAGUAACAUAUAACUUCAUAAA